Messenger RNA from Aedes aegypti (yellow fever mosquito), 10408 nucleotides. RefSeq lists its product as uncharacterized. Bases 2027 to 8761 code for a protein of 2244 amino acids. Gene Ontology annotation, cellular component: nucleus; cytoplasm. NCBI's taxonomy places the organism in Eukaryota, Metazoa, Arthropoda, Insecta, Diptera, Culicidae. The record is from RefSeq and is a predicted model, not a curated record. The transcript is spliced from 11 exons. Gene Ontology annotation, molecular function: microtubule binding.
UUCGGUGUUGACUUCGGUAUCGAUCGGUUGGUUGGAAAAUUUCCGUGGCCGGCGAACGGUGUUAAGGACUAUUUUUUGCUUAUUUUUUCUGUGGUGCGGUCUCUUAAGGAUAUAGACCAGAGUGUGAUAACCAGGAGUAAACCCACCCCUUCUGUAUAGUUUUUGGGUGGCGCCUUCCGGGCAGAAGUUUGUGUGCUCUUGAAAGCGGAUCAGAAAGUGACGACAGGACGCGGACCAUGGCUUGCAUUUGUAGGGUUCGACAGGACAACAGAUCCUACUGGAUGCGUGGACUGGAUUUUCCGUAGACAGACUCACAGUGAGGGGUCGGGGAUAAGCGGGGGUUCUGUUUCAUAAGAAAAGCGGGAGGAAAACAUUCUGUAAUUGGAUUUGAAGAAGUGAAUAGCGGAUGCGUGUGUAGAGAAAGUCUAAAAAAGUGCGACUGACACGUGCGACCAGCGAAUUUUCCACACAGAAGUUGUGCAAGCGCUCAGUGGAAGUGAUAAUACAUUAGUCAUCACCGUCGCUAUUGGGUGGUCAAGUGAAAACAAAGUAGCCCGGGGCAUUUCGAAGGGCCGAAGAAAAAGGAUUACCAGUGGAUUAAAACUGCCAGUACACUUGGAUUAACAUUUGCUGGUUCCGUUGGACGCUUCUAGAGUGGAAAACCUUAAGGAUAUCAAUUGUACCCAAUUGAAUGAACGAAAUUCCAAAGAAGCUAAUUGAUCGCGUGUGAAUGACUGUUGCCCUUCAAAAUCGAUCCCAUUCGUCGAUAGUGGAUGCAUUAACGAAGAGUUUUAAGUAACUUAUAACUAUACAGUGACGAAAAGAACCUCCUGCGAACAAACGGUAAUCUUGUCCCGGUCAAGGUACUUUCCGAGUGUAGUCGUUGAUAGUCGAACGAAACAACCCACGAUAAUAGUGUAAUAGUGGAGAAAAUCGAUUGUACAACCGUCAUCGUCGUCGUUUUGGUCGCAAUUUGGAGCCGUGCUGAAUUUCCCCACGGAGAGUUGACUGCACCUCUGCGUCUAAUAAAGCAGCGGAAAAUCCGAAACGCCCGCGGUUGGAUGUUUUUGUGCUUGUUUCCGAUAUCUAUUGGCGGGUGCUCCGGCGAAAAAGCAAAAAGCAGUGUCAGUGGGUGUCGUCAUUGUGCUUCAGGAGAGAGAGACUUCAUCGAUGAGCGACGACACAAAACAUCGCAGCGAGCAACUACCGCAACAUUACGAGAUAAGAGCAACAGAAGAAAAAAGUGAAACCACCACCUGACACAGCCUCCGAUGAGAGCAGGUCUACUACCCCUUAGCAACCCAAACUCGGAGUGCUCCUCGGAGUUUUUGUGAGUGACGUGAGAAGCGAACAAAAAAUCAUCCCAGUAAACGUUGAUUGAAUGUUGUUCCAUUUUAACGCCAAAAAACGGAGAAAAUUUUAAAACAAAUAUUGAAAUUAGUCGGAGAAGAUUACUUUACGUAUGAAUAAAGGCAGUUUGGGCAGGAAAAAGCGCAAGCCAAUUACGGAAACGGAGAAGCAUUUCGCGGGCAAAUCGAUUCGAGUGGAAACGUCUCUCGGAAGAUAUUAACCCCCAUCAACGGAGCACGAGUUUUUGAUUGGCGAGUGAGCAGUGAAAUCACAGCGCCAUUGUUUUGCGAGCUGGAUUUGUUGAUUUGAUGAGCUUUUUUAGCGGUUGGUAAAUGACGACAAGUGAAAGGACCGGAUCAAAAGAUUAAUCUGACGUGAAGUGAAUACCCUCGAGUGCAUUCAAGAGAGCGAGGAGGAAGAAAAAUUGCGGUGGCUAAGAAACAAGUGUAUGGUGAAGUAAGGUGCUCCCGGUUGCGAGGAACGCAAAUAUAUAAAUUAGUGUUGAUCCGGUGGGAAUAUUAUCGCGUGUGGAUUGAAUUGACGUCGUGUGCCGCGGAAGGGGGACACCGAGACAGUUUUUGGUGACUGGUCAAUUUGGGCUUGAAGACGGGGAAGGAGUAAGGAAGAAAGGAGAAGCGACGCAGUAACAAGCUGGAGAGUUAAUUUGGAUGAAAAUAUGUCAAAGGACCCCACUCAGUCACGGAUACCACGGAUCGGCAGCACCACAAGUAGCAGUAGAAUCCCAAUUCCCGGAUCGAUUCGUCUACCCCAAGCACGAUUCCAGUCGAAAAUAGCCAAACCCUCCACCUCCGCGAUCCCUGCACCGUCAACCCCAUUUGCAACACCAGCGCCACCACCUGCCGGAAGACAUCUUCGGCCGCCGAAGUCCACAGCAAUCAGCAUCGCCCGAUCCUACUCCGGGGACGCACUAUGCGGUGAAAGCACACCUCUUCUGCCAGCUCUGGCCGCCUCUACCCCAGCCCCGACUGUGAAACCCACCAGUGGGCUCGAGUUCUACCAGAAGCUGGAGCUGGCAUCGACCGAAAACCUGCAUGACACAUUUGCCCUGCCAUCAUCUACGACGACGACGCAGCCUAGGCCAGCUAGCCAAAACGUAGACUACAAUGAUGACGGUCGGAUGCUAGUUGAUGAAUCGCUGGAGCUGGUCGGGGCCGACAGUACGGACAACAUUGUGCUAGCUCAACAGAACCAGAACGGUAUGAACAUGCUGAAACCGGCGUCUAGUAACGAAACCGUGACGCUCAACUGCGACGGAAACGUCACGUAUGAAGUGAAACGCAGCGAAACCUUUGUCAAGUCGUCCCAGGAGUCGCUGAAACUCGGCGGUAGUCGAGAAUCAUUGAACCGAACGAGGGGAGCGUCCUUGUUUCAAAGCAAUAGCAGCGGGGAGUCGCCGGUUUUGGACAAAACCCAUACGAUAUUGAUCGAUGUGGGAGAUUGUAAGGGGCCGUUUAGUUCGACCAUGGUCUCUGACAGGCCGAUGAACGUCACACAAAGCAUUCCAAAUGUUACCGCAGAAAUCGAAGGUAUGCCGCACAUCAAUCGAAGGAGUUUGAUGUAUCAAACGCAUGAAGUGCUUAGCCCCGACAGGCUAUUGCCUACGGAGCCGAUGGUUCCCCAGCGCCCCACUAGACUGACGUUCAACAUGAACGAAACCAUGAACAUUUUGAAUGCGUCUGAUCCUACGGCAGCCUUGAAUAAGACGCAAGUUUUCAGCUCGACGAUGCAUUCGCCUCUGGCGGUGGGAACAAUUGAGGAUGUUUUGAACGUCACGAGAGACAUCCAUGGAUCCAGCUUAGUGGACGCUAUGCAGUUAGACGUGAGUGGUGGAGAUCGCACGCUGGUGGCGGAGGAUUUGGAUGGAGCGAAAUUCGGCGAAACGAUGGAUGUUGACGAUGGCGGAGUGGGGAAGGAGAUGUUUGAUUUGAGUUUAGAUGAACCGCCGUCUAUAGGGAAGGAUGAAGUGCUGAUCCGUCCGAUCGAAGGAAGAACCUCGAUUCCGGCGAGACAGCGCUAUUCGUUUGGUCUGGAUCUUACUGAAACGCUGCUGCACGACUGCUCCAUAGAACUUUGCGACUCCUCGAUAUCGUCGGCAAAACCACACCUGAAAUCACCUGUAUCUAGCUGCAUGACGAAACAAGGAUCGUUUGAAAUGGACGAAAGUUUGGGAAUACUGACACCCGAUCAGAUGAAAGAAUUCUUGGACUCUACAACUACUAACACGAACAAUACCAACAACUUGGAGCUUCAAUUGAACACUGGUUCUCACAAACACGGUCUCCAUCACUGUCGAAUAGAUCAAACACCAUCGCCCGAAGAGUUGCCCCUAGACCCAAUUGGUGUCAAAACCGACAUGUCUGACAUCAUUCUACCGUCGGAGAUUCUUUCGAACGCCGGCCCAAUAAUGUACCAAGAGAUAUCUCAAACAGAUUCGGAUUCCAAAACGGAUCAGAUGACGAAAUCUGCCACCUCCAAGGUAUCCAACAGCUUCAUUACCAGCAUCACUAGCAUCACCAGUUUGGACACCGGCUACCAGGGAGAUGGCGAAAUGUCUCGUCCAGCAAGCCGCGGGGCCGACCACUCCCCGUCGAAUGGACCAAGAUUGAAAAAUCAAGCAGCUGCAGCCAUAUGGAACGGUCCGGUAGCACAGCCAGCCCCAGUGCCACGCCGGCCGGAUCCGAUGACAGACAGUGACUUCUUCACCGAAAGCGAUGCAGAUGAUGUGUUGAAUCGCGGAGAUCGAAGGGCGCAGAUAAUUGACGGCCAAUUGUACGGACCGAUGAUGCAGGGGGCUAAUGUAUUCAUAAAUCAACAACCGCAAAAUGAUGACUCGUGCAUGGAGUCGAGUGGUAUCUUUACGGAUGUGGAGAACCGCGGGGAGGACGAUCUCGUGCAUAGAAGGUCUGAGAACGAAGACCGGUUAGAACGUGAGGAAGAUGACGAGCAUUCCAUCAACGGGGUAGGUCAGCAGGUUGCCGAUAGCGAUAUGAGCCCUGACGUGUCUACCGAUACGAUCAGCAGCAGCAAUACGGCUUGCAGUCAGAAGAAGGUGGUUCCGCUAAACGCGAGAAACGCCGAACACGGUGCUAGUUGUUUACAAACUACUUCAAUGGUUCCACCCAUAAACGCUAACGACUCAAAAACACCUGCCCAACUCGAUGGGUCAAAACCGGAGAGUCUUUACCGUGAAAGUGACGUCACCAAACACGUUGUCACACCUUCUUUAAGUGGUGGCGCCGCGGCUAUUGAUGCAACAGCGUCGCACCAGAUCCAAUCGUCACCGUCGGCGACCUCUUUGGUGAGCGACGCCGGCAGCCGAAUCGAUUGUGGUGAGAACGGCGUCGGCGUCACUUGUGUUGGUGAAGCGGCUAGUAGUAAAGCCGAGAGCGCAACUAACAUCAUCACCAUCGUCCGAGCAGGGCCAAUCGCUAGCAGCACCGACAGUUUGUCUGGCGCACUCGUCGGUAGUGGAGGUAUCGGUAGUAGUAAUGUCGGUAGUGUUGGCAAAAAGCCCGGUUCCAGUCGUAAACAGCAGAAAAACGAAUCCAAUUUAGUGCUGAAAAAACAUGAAAUGUCGUCGCGCGCGGUCAGGACGCGUCUCUUCAAGGAGAGCGCCGUUUCGAAAGCGUCGCGUAGUGUCGGCGGAAGUGCUAUGAAUCUGGACGUCGAGAAUGAGUGUGAAAAUCAGGAAAAUAAGCGUCCCACCAGUGCUAAUCGCGGUGGCUGUGGUCCACGUGCCAGUGCCAGUGUCGGAAAUUUGAGCUUUACGAAGAAAUCAGCCACCCCGAACAAAUGGGACGCAGUGAUGAGUAAAAUUGCCGAGAAUAAGGCCGUCGUGAAGAAAAAUUUCAGUGAUGUGAAGUCGAAAAUCAGUUGCGGCAAGACGGUGGUUUCGACGUCGUCCUCAUCGGUGGCGUCGGGGCGUCGACUGGAUUCUCCGGCGUCGCUCAAAAGUCCUCCUUCGGAAUGCAGCAGUGUGGGCAACCGGAGCAUCGGAGCAAUUCCGAUGACGGGCGGGAAGCGGACUAUUUCCGGAUCGGUGAAGCGCAGUCGCACCCACAGCAAAGACAGCCAGCAAAGCUCGCAGAGUGAUCUGAGCUUGACGGGUGGAUCACCGAAGCUGCAGACCAAAGCAUCCAGCACACGACCGGCCAAAAAGCGAGAUGUGCGCACAAUCAACUCGUCAUCCAGCGAUUUGGGUCCACCGUCGAAAACCGUCGGCAGCAGUGGCAAUAAUGGGCCCAAUGCCAUCACCAACCCAAUGCAGACACAACACCAGCGAGCUAGUCUCCGAGCGGCGGCCACAUUGCAGAAACGAAUAUCGACGCCCGGCAAUGUGGCAAACGCCACCAUACCGUCGAUCGUUCCGGAGCAGCUGAAGGGAUCGCCACCGCCACCGAAGCGCAACUUCAUCGCAAAGCGAACGCUUUCCACGCCGGUCUCAGGCAACACCGUGGUGAAGACGCCACUGAAAGAUCAUAAUCGCUUGGUUGGCCCGACGCCAAAUGUCAGACAGCAGCCCGGAGCGAAUUCACCGAAAACGCAGACAAAGACUUUGAUCCGAUCCCACCCAUCUCCCGUGACGCCACCCACAAAUACGACGACCACCACGACGACGCCUUCCUGUCCCAAAAGCAACAACAACAACAAUAACACCAUCACCAGCAAUGGGACCGCGCUGAAGAAUGCUGCCAAUAUCCAACGCAACGGAACCAUUAUCCUGGAGAAGACCAGCUCGCCGUUGAUUCUUGGGGGAAGAGAUGGAGGAGGCGAUGUGCCGCCAGUCGUCGUUGGACAGAAGAUCCUUGGCAGCAAAGAGACGACGACACUGCUAAAUGGCGGCACUACUGGAGAUGGCACUGGUGGACGCAAUAAUGUGGACUCGUACCGCAACAACAAUUUAGUCGAUAUUAGUUUGCUCAAUCAUGCCAACCGGGGCGUGGAGGCGCUGGGAGUUUUAGUACAAUACUUAGUUUUUAAUCUGGAUGCCUUUUCCUGUCCCACUGUCAAAAAGUCCCAUCAGAAGACCACCCAUGACCUGCUAGAGACCAAAUCAAUGCUCGAUGAGGAGCGCAGCACGUGCCAGUCGCUCAAGCAGCAGCUGCUGGAGAACACCGAACGGGAGGCAGAACUUCAGGAACUGCACCGAUGUGAAAUUAAUAAAGUGGAAGCCUGUCUAGAAGAGCAUCAACGCUCGGCCGCGGAUCGGAUUACCGCCCUGGAAGCAGAAGCGCUUCGAAAGGAACUUGAAGCGAACGACAAGCUACUAUCUACGACAGAACUGUACGAAUCCCGUCUGGCCGAACGGGAAGCCGAGCUCAAACUGUCGCAAGCCCGGGAACAGGACUUGCUUCAGCGAAUAAACGCCCUCACCUGUACCGAGAAUGAGCUCCGCGAGAAAGUGCACUCCAGCGAGUUGGAGUUUAGCGAACGGCUCCAAGCGGCAGCAAUGCGCGAACGUGACCUUUCCGAACAGCUCAAGCAGCUAAACCGGCAGAUGGAGGAAAUGCGCCGAGCAGCGGAGGCUCGGGAGCUAGAACUAGAGGAGAAGAUCAGCCUCACACAGGAUGAGUGUACCGUGCUACGGCACAGCCGAAGCUCGCUGGAACCAUCGCCGCCAAACGAGGAUCACGAACCACCGCAGCGUACCUCCCUUGGCGGAUCGUUCACAUCGGAUCACUCGUUUACGGGAGCUCCGCUGCAGACGAACCGGUCGUCGGGAAAUCUGAGCCAGGCGCAGGUGCUGCAGGAUGAGGUGAACAGCCUGCGAUGCGUGCUGGAUCUUAAGCAGCGGGAGAUAUCCGACCUGCGAAAGCUGACGCAGGAGUACGAACGCGACGCCAAGGAGCUGCCCGGAGCGCUGGUGAAGAUCUCCGCCCUGGAGUCGAGAAUUGAGGAUCUGCAGGUGCAGCUUCGGACCAAAACUGAGGAGGAAAAGGACCUGCAGCAGAAGCUGAAGCUACUCCAGGACAACCUGAAGCAGGAAACCAAAACCAAGACCCGACUGUCGCAGCACAACGAGGAACUGCAGUGGAAGCUGAAACAGAACUCGGAGAAGUUCUCACACGUGUACGCCGAGCUGUCCAAGAGCUACCACGACACCAGCAGCUUCAUGAACGCAACCCGGGUCAGUUUGGACCCGCCGACAACUUCGCAGGUCAACCACAGCCGAUCCAGUGCCGGUUCAGAGCGGGUAUUCGAGAUGGACGACCUGUCGCCACCGACUUCUCCGGUCAUCAAGGGUGUGGUUGAAAAGAGCGAUUCGGUUUCGUGGGUUCUGGAGAUGGACGACGAACCACCGGAGAUUUCCGCCUCGCGAAUGGUUCGUCGAGCGGGAUCCUUUCGGUCUUCGUAUGCAAACGCCGCCGGUGGUGCCAAUCAGGAUGUGAAACGACAGCGAUGCUUCAACACUUCGUUGAACGGUAUUCAACAAUCCAGCUCAGUGGGAUCAAUCUUGAAGCAGCAAGAGGCAUCGCCAUCCAAGAUGGGAACGCCCACAACCCCGAGACUGAGGUCUAAAUCUGUCAGCAUCAAAGCGGCCACAGAACCACCAAAGAAGAUCGUACGUUCGAACUCGGGUGCUUCGUCGUCGGCGGUUUCCAAACCCAUUCGGAUGGCAGAGAUGCCACUUUCGUGGAAGGAACCCCCACUUUACAGCAGCUCCCCGUACGCUCACAAAAGGUUUCUGAACGAGCGAAUGGAAAACGGUGUCAGUAAGUCGUUUCGAGAUGGGAAAGAUUUAUUUCUCGAAGAAACGGAAUUUCUAGGCGAGAUGGGUGGCGAAAGCCCUUACAGCAGGAGCCGAGCGGGAUCAUUCGGAGAGGGACCUGCCGAAGGUACAUCGGAGCAGCCGGUCGAGUUUUUUCACCGGGACAAAACCCCAAACUUUAAGAAAAGCAAAGAAAAUCGGGGUUUGAUAACUUGUGAUACGACAGCGCUGACAGAGUACGGGAGCGACACUCCGGCGCACAAGAAACGGCGUGAGUUUGCACGCAAAAGCCUAACUGGCAAGAGCAACUCGUUACCAAAGGAAGCGGCCGGAGAGGCCUUAGUAUCCGGUUCGAACUCGGACGAUGAGGCAUCCUCCUCUUCUUGCCUAUCCGAUGACCUCUCGUCUGGAGCAAGCUGCACUAGCAGUGGAAGUAGCAGUAGCAGCUCCUCUAGCACCGGAGGACCAUCCUGUUCAUCCCGGUCGUCGUCCGGUGAGGCUCGGGAAGCGCUAGUGCAGCUGGAAGAACACGGACAAAUCCGCGGGGCAAUGUCUAGCGAAGAUCCCCUGUUGCGGAAAAUCGUAGCUAGUCUGAACGGAACCAUUUCCAACGAGGGCAAUGACACGCCCAUGGAAGUCAGCUGGUCCGAGGACGGAGAUCCGUCCGAGUCCAUCGUAUGACAAGACGAUGAUAGCUUUUAAAUGUUACGGAAACGGAGUGGCCAAGUCGCUCUCGUUUCCCGUCUAUGUGAACAUGCGCUGACUGAUGGCUUCGAAAGCUCGAAAUAAUGGCCGUCAUCCUGAUUUUUUUUAUUAUUACAGUAGGUUCUGUUUGUUUUACACAGUUAGUCAGGUUAAUCAGUUGUUAAAUGUAUAAUUUUCUGUAUUUAUAUGUAAAAGUCAGUAGAGGAAAAGGUUUUGCGCGCGCGAUAAGAAAAGGUCCAAUGAGAUAUGCGUAUGAGAUUGAGAGGGAGUUUUGUUCAUUGUUUCUUCAGUUUUGUUCAGUUUCUUUUUUAACGAGUAUCCGUUCGAUGGCAUGUUUGAGUUUGUGUUUAGUGAUUCAACUAUAGAAAGCAGCAGAUUAUAUAAUCAAUAUGCAAAAGAAACAGUCAGUCACAAGCGGUUGAAAGAUUAAUAAUUUUGUGUCGUUGUAACUAUUAGGCGAUUAAUGCGGAGCAAAUUAAAAUGAAAGAUAAAUGGAAGAAGGAUGUGUUAUUAGCAGAGUAAGAUUUUUCGUCGAUCUUCUACUCGUAGAGUCGGCUUUUGAAGAUAAUACAAAAAAGCUCGUUUAAGUGAACAAGAAAUUGUCCUUUGGCAGAAAAAUAUUUAAUUGUUAUUAGACUUAUAAGAGAGAGAUUUAAUCCAGAAUGUAAAAACUUGUCGAAAAUAAUAAAGAAUCAAAAGCAGUUCGACCCCUAUUUGUGUAUAAUAAUACGACUAAUCUUUAGAGUAGCGACAAAGCGGCGGACGAUUUGUGAAGCGAAGGCACCGUAGACAUUUUUUGGACCAGAAACAGCCGAAGCGAUAGGAAAAAAAUUGGUGCUCAUUUGGAAUUUGCGCAUUAGAUAUGCUUCAGCAUGCGAAGUGCUGCAGCUCGAUAUAAAAUGAAACAACUUUGUCACAUAUUGUGUAGUAGUUUGUAGCGAAAGUUUACUAAACAGAAAUCACACACAAUAAUGGAUUAUACUUAACCGCCCUUUUGGAAUCUUUGGAUGAGGAAUAAUCAAACUACAUUUUUAAUUAGCGAGCAGUUCUUGAGGAUAUAUAUUGAAACCAAUUUGUAGCGUUUUAUCUAUAGAUAUGUGAAACACUUUUCCAUUUUUUUUAUUGCGUAGGGUGAUGAACGUUUAUUUUCUUGCUGUUUUUCGUUCUCCAAAUAUUACCAAUUGUUGGCUCAAUGCUAUAAUGCAAUGCAUUCUUUUUGCAUUGGCUUUUAAGCUUUUGGUGAACCAAUUAGAUCGUUGAAAUGAAGUCUUUUCAGUUUUGCACGUUAGCUACUGAAGAAACGGCAAAUCCCGACUAAGGACGAAAUGAUACUAGCAAAGAGCAACACGAGAAAAAGAUAGUUUCGAGACGCGAAGAGAUGGUAAUGAUGAUUUGACUUUAUUUACAAGAAAGAGAAAUUGCGUAGGAUAUGCAACAGAGUUCUGAUGUACGAUAUUACGUUUAUUGCAUUGAUAUAAAGCGGAACUGACCCCUCAGAGAGUCAGGUGGACAGAUUAACAUAUACCUACAGACACACAUUCAGCUAGCAGUUUAUGCAACUAAAAGUGAAAUGAGAUAAUUAAUUGAAACAGUGACACACAAUAAACUGAAAAUAUGAAUAAA